AUGACUGAAAGUAAUGGUGUUGCUUUUGUCUGUCUUUCAGAACAGAAACACGAAGACGCAUUGGUUUUUCUCUACCUGUGGAUCGCCUGCUUGUUGAUCAGCUCCUGUUACACUCUCACCUGGGAUCUGAAGAUGGACUGGGGUCUCUUUGACAAAAAUGCUGGAGAGAAUACUUUCCUGCGUGAGGAGAUAGUUUACCCUCAGAAAAGUUAUUACUACUGUGCCAUUGUAGAGGAUGUCAUUUUGAGAUUUGCUUGGACUGUGCAGAUUUCUGUUACCUCAAUGAGUACAUUCGCUUCAGCAGGAGAUAUAAUUUCUACAGUGCUGGCCCCACUGGAAGUCUUCCGGCGGUUUGUGUGGAAUUUCUUCCGUUUGGAGAACGAACAUCUGAACAACUGCGGUGAAUUCCGUGCUGUACGUGAUAUCUCAGUGGCUCCCCUCAAUGCUGACGACCAGACUGUCCUGGAACAGAUGAUGGACCUCGAGGAUGGAGUGCGGAACCGCCAGAAAAACAGAGUUUGGAAACGCACUUAUAGCAUAUCUCUGCGCAAAACACUAGUGAGGCCUCGUGACGCAGCCGUGUUAAUCGAAGACACAGAUGAUGAAGCGUACACAUGAAAGUCAGCACCGAACAGUCAUUGUCCUUCACACGUUCCAGUUCUACCAGGCACUGAACACAAUCUGCCACUCUGCGUGGCAACAGACUCAAUUCCAUUUAUCCCCUUUGAUUUAAUAUAUUAAUUUAAACUGAUAUUAAAAAAAGCGGUGUCAAGAACAAUUUUACAAACAACAACAAAACAUAUCCACAAGGAUCAAAUCAAACAGAACAGACUCUGUGCUGGAAAAUACCGAUUUUUUUUUUUUUUUUUUUGUUUUUUUUUGUUCUGUCUUGUAUUUUUUUUCUUCUCUCUCAGGCUCAGUAUAGCUAGGGCUGGUUUAAGCUGGUUUAUUCACAUCAUUCUGACCAGCUCAUGGCCUUGGUUGCACUUGCAGGGAAAGUGCACUUAAUUGUACUUCCUACGUGAAGUUAUUGUGUUUAAAAAAAAAAAAAGAUUCAUUUUGAUAUGUAUUCGUUCUGUUCCGAUUGGAAAUGUUCAUAUUAUUUAUGAAAGAAACUUGUGUCCUGUAUGUUAAUGCAGAAGUUAGUGUCAAUGUUUGUUGAACUUUUAUUUUGUGUUUCAGUCAGCGGUUAGCUUUCUCUUGCAAGAAAGCAAACCAUCCUUAUUAAGAGCACUUCAAAGCUUUCUAGGUGGUAGUUCCUGCAGAGCUGUCAAACACAGAAGUCCUGCAUCCAACACAGACCACCAGGCUACAUUCCACUGGCAAAGGUUACCCAUGACAGGCUGGUUUCUUUACAAAACUAUACAGGUGCCACAAAAUGUUUGUAGUUCUUAUAACUCAGAUCUACAGCCAGUAGCAUCAAAGACUGGUGCAAAGAAAUGAUCUAUUGUCUAUCAAAGAAACUUUGCUGUUUACAUAUCCCAGAAACUGGAUGGGAAGUUUCAUAGAAAAUUCAACAAGUGUAAUCCGUUCAUUUUUUUUCUUGACUAAAGUUUGAAUGUCAAGUGAUGGAUUUCCUCGCGCAUCUAUUUAAUCUGUCAUCAGUGAGAUUUCCAUUUUGCUUUUCAUUUCUUUGUACCAUUCCUGCAAACUGCCACCAUCUUCUAUGUGCCCAGCCUACCAUGGUGUCUGGCAUGUUGAUUGGUGCAACGGGGAUUUUUCUUGGAACUGUUGGUGCCAAUGUUCUAGAAGCUGCCGUUCCUCUCUGUUCCCUAGAAUAGUGCAUGCUAACAUUUCUCCAGUUACUUAGGCUCAUGACGGUUUGAGUGAUACUUUGCCCCCAUGGGCAGAUGUUUCAGUGGAGCCACCUUAAGGUCCAGUUCAAUCAGCCAAUACCAAAGUCAGUGGAGAGAUUUCAAUGCAGUAGGUUGUUUUGAAGAAACAUUGUUCAGCUACCUGGGCCAAUGGCCGGCUGCAAGCUACAGGAUCUUGACUUUGUUGAUGUGGCAAGUCAGUGUGAAAUAGUGUAGUAAUGAAUUUGGGAAUUGCUCAUUGAUUACUCAUGUCAUAUUCUAAAAGUACCUUCUAAUAAGGAUUCUCUUCUGGCAUAGCUUUAAGAGGGCUCCAUUGUAACAAAGAACUCAUGAUCCUAGACAUGCACAAAGGAGGGCAGGGUAAGAACUGGCCCAGGCAUGGACAUUAAGUCCCCCUCUGUCUCUUGGCUGAGCCUGAUAAACAGUGGUUUACAAUUUGUUGCAGAUGCCAAAUAGUGGGGGAAGACUUUGAUGCCAAGGAGCUGUGAGUUUAGCUCAUGUGGAUGCAGGACUGCCUUCCAUAACAGAGUGUAGCCUAGUACAAUCACUUGGAAUUGGAAGUUAAAGCAAAUGCAUGAGCAUUGGAUAUGAUCAAAGUUUUUGAUGAAUGACUCAUUCAUAGAUAAAAUAAUGGCAAAAAAUCUUUCACUGGUACAAAUUCACGAUAUUCACCCUUCCUUCAUUUGCAGCAGUCACAUGUUUUAUACAGAAUUUCACAUUCCUGUUGCCUUCUGUUAAUAAAAUGUACAGAAAAUG
Molecule: messenger RNA, 2570 nt
Organism: Rhincodon typus (whale shark)
Lineage: Eukaryota; Metazoa; Chordata; Chondrichthyes; Orectolobiformes; Rhincodontidae
Product: xenotropic and polytropic retrovirus receptor 1 homolog
Exons: 4
Coding region: 1-618 (205 amino acids)
Biological process (GO): phosphate ion transport; cellular response to phosphate starvation
Cellular component (GO): cytoplasm; Golgi apparatus; plasma membrane
Molecular function (GO): inositol hexakisphosphate binding
Source: RefSeq, a predicted model, not a curated record